CGUGCAAAAUAUGGUGCUUUCGUACCUAUUACUCUUCUCCAGGAUAAUGCUAAGCUACAACACCGACGUCAUAAUUCUUACCACCCUGCUCGCUCUGUAUCUCCCAAUCUCGAGCUUCUAUAAAACUUUGCAGGAAACUGCUCUUUUAAAUCCGGAAUGUUUUUCCAUAACAAUGAGCAAAUAUUCUGACAUUUGUAAACUAAUAGGACUGGUCAAUUCCGCAUUCUCGAGGUUGAUGUUAACCUACGUUUUGGAGGCCUUCACCUUUUACUCGGUCUACCUCAAAGAACUCACCGUAUUCGACGGAGAGUGCAUUUACAUGCAGUGCAAAAUGGGGUUCCUUUUCUUCUCAUUCUGUUCCGUGUUUUAUCUUUGUGGAGAAAUAUCAAGUUUGAUGGAGAAAUCCAAAUUCAUCCUAAUCAACACUAAUUCUUCUGGGAUUAACCAGUUGAAUCUUGUAAAUCUUCGGAUACAACUCUCCAGCCAUUUCUAUGGGAUCAGUGGCAAUGGAUUCUUUCUCAUUAAUUACUCCUUUAUAACGACGCUUUGCAGCACAUUAUUGACAUAUUUUAUCAUUAGUGUUCAAUUCCAGUCAAGAGUUGUCUAA
This is a messenger RNA of Folsomia candida, 607 nucleotides long. RefSeq lists its product as uncharacterized. The transcript is spliced from 3 exons. Lineage: Eukaryota; Metazoa; Arthropoda; Collembola; Entomobryomorpha; Isotomidae. The record is from RefSeq and is a predicted model, not a curated record. The coding region runs from base 11 to 607 and encodes 198 amino acids.